AUGUUUUACGUGCAUGUGGUUCGCCCAAUGCUCGAUAUGCUAUCGUUAGCAGCUGAUUUACAUCGUCUCGAAUUUCUGAAAGAUAACGUCAAGUUGAAACAACCAAAAGACGCGUUUUCGAAGGUACAAGUUCGUAAACUCUACGAAAUCGUCACCUCAUCAUUGGACUAUUCGGCUGUCGCCAGCAAACUGAACGACACAACCGAAACGACGAGUUCACUCCCGGACACACCUCCACCGGAAUCCCGGAAACGACCCACUGAGAGCAGCGAUAAUAACGAUGACAAGGAUGAUCAGUCUGAAUCGUCACUACCUCCUACUCCACCUCCGCAAGAAACCCCUGCAAAAUCGGUGAAGUGCGAAGAUGAUUCGGAGGAAAACGACCAUGAAACGAAAAAUGCGUCCGGUGAUAUUCAGAUGAAAAGUGCCGAAAAAUCGUCAGCCCCAAAGCCGAAAGCAGCGAACACAGUUACGCCAAAGAAACGAAAAUUAAGAUUCUAG
Messenger RNA from Anisakis simplex (herring worm), 501 nucleotides. NCBI's taxonomy places the organism in Eukaryota, Metazoa, Nematoda, Chromadorea, Rhabditida, Anisakidae. The record is from the annotation of a GenBank genome assembly.